Molecule: messenger RNA, 2371 nt
Organism: Hipposideros armiger (great roundleaf bat)
Lineage: Eukaryota; Metazoa; Chordata; Mammalia; Chiroptera; Hipposideridae
Gene: SLITRK3
Product: SLIT and NTRK like family member 3
Exons: 2
Biological process (GO): axonogenesis; positive regulation of synapse assembly
Cellular component (GO): GABA-ergic synapse; postsynaptic density membrane
Molecular function (GO): protein binding
Source: RefSeq, a predicted model, not a curated record
GUUGGCGCGGAGGAGGGGCCGGGGGUGCGGGGGGACAAGCUGGCGGAGGCUCCGGCGAUGGGCUGAUCUGGGGCUCCCGAGCGCCUCUCUCUCCGUGCGCGAUUUGGGGGCAGCUGAUGGAUUUGCACUCGGGUUCCAGCCCAGCGUUUUCUAUAUUGCCUCCUUAAUACCCGACCUGGCGGCCCCAGUUUGGGUGCGGACGUUGUUUUGUAACCAACCACGAAUGAUGAAACCUUCCAUAGCUGAGAUGCUUCGCAGAGGGAGGAUGUUGUGGAUUAUUCUUCUAAGCACAAUUGCUCUGGGAUGGACUACCCCGAUUCCCCUGAUAGAGGACUCAGAGGAAAUAGAUGAGCCCUGCUUUGAUCCAUGCUACUGUGAAGUUAAAGAGAGCCUCUUUCAUAUACAUUGCGACAAUAAAGGAUUUACAAAUAUUAGUCAGAUUACUGAGUUUUGGUCAAGACCUUUUAAAUUGUAUCUGCAGAGGAAUUCGAUGAGGAAAUUGUACACCAACAGUUUUCUUCAUUUAAAUAACGCUGUGUCCAUUAACCUGGGGAACAAUGCAUUGCAGGACAUUCAAACAGGAGCUUUCAAUGGCCUUAAGAUUUUAAAGAGGCUCUAUCUACACGAGAACAAACUAGAUGUCUUCAGAAAUGACACCUUCCUGGGCUUGGAAAGUCUCGAAUAUCUGCAGGCAGAUUACAAUGUCAUUAAACGUAUUGAGAGUGGGGCAUUUCGGAACCUAAGCAAACUGAGGGUUCUGAUUUUAAAUGAUAAUCUCAUCCCCAUGCUUCCAACUAAUUUGUUUAAGGCUGUCUCUUUAACCCAUCUGGACCUACGUGGAAACAGGUUAAAGGUUCUGUUUUAUCGAGGGAUGCUAGACCACAUUGGCAGGAGCCUGAUGGAGCUCCAGCUGGAAGAAAAUCCCUGGAAUUGUACAUGUGAGAUUGUGCAACUGAAGAGUUGGCUGGAACGUAUUCCUUACACUGCCCUGGUGGGAGACAUCACCUGUGAGACCCCUUUCCACUUCCACGGGAAGGACCUGCGAGAAAUCAGGAAGACAGAACUCUGUCCCUUGCUGUCUGACUCUGAGGUGGAGGCUAGUUUGGGGAUUCCCCACUUGUCAUCGAACAAGGAGAACGCAUGGCCAACUAAGCCCUCCUCAAUGUUGUCCUCUGUCCAUUUUACUGCUUCUUCUGUUGAAUACAAGUCCUCAAAUAAACAGCCCAAGCCCACCAAACAGCCCCGAACACCACGGCCACCAUCCACAUCCCAAGCUUUAUACCCCGGUCCAAACCAACCUCCCAUUGCUCCUUACCAGACCAGACCACCCAUUCCCAUCAUCUGCCCUACUGGCUGUACCUGUAAUUUGCACAUCAAUGACCUUGGCUUGACUGUCAACUGCAAAGAGCGAGGAUUUAAUAACAUUUCUGAACUUCUUCCAAGGCCACUGAAUGCCAAGAAACUGUACCUGAGCAGCAAUCUGAUUCAGAAAAUAUACCGUUCUGAUUUUUGGAAUUUCUCUUCAUUGGAUCUCUUGCAUCUCGGGAACAACCGUAUUUCUUACGUCCAGGAUGGGGCCUUCAUCAACCUGCCCAACCUAAAGAGCCUCUUUCUCAAUGGCAAUGAUAUCGAGAAGCUGACACCAGGCAUGUUCCGAGGCCUACAGAGUUUGCACUACUUGUACUUUGAGUUCAACGUCAUCCGGGAAAUCCAGCCUGCAGCCUUCAGCCUCAUGCCCAACUUGAAGCUGCUAUUCCUCAACAAUAACUUGUUGAGGACCCUACCAACGGACGCCUUUGCAGGCACAUCCCUGGCCCGACUCAACCUGAGGAAAAACUACUUCCUCUACCUUCCUGUGGCUGGUGUCUUAGAGCAUUUGAAUGCCAUUGUCCAGAUAGACCUCAAUGAGAAUCCCUGGGAUUGCACCUGUGACCUGGUCCCCUUCAAGCAGUGGAUCGAGACCAUCAGCUCCGUCAGCGUGGUCGGCGAUGUUCUCUGCAGGAGCCCUGACAACCUCACCCACCGUGACGUGCGCACUAUUGAGCUGGAAGUCCUGUGCCCGGAGAUGCUGCACACUGCGCCAGCGGGGGCCUCCCCAGCCCAGCCUGGAGAUUCUCACUCCGCUGGGGGGCCGACAAGCGCAUCACCUUAUGAGUUCUCUCCCUCUGGGGGCCCUGUGCCCCUUUCGGUGUUGAUUCUCAGCCUGCUGGUUCUGUUUUUUUCAGCAGUCUUUGUAGCUGCAGGCCUCUUUGCCUACGUGCUGCGCCGGCGCCGGAAGAAGCUGCCCUUUAGGAGCAAGCGGCAGGAAGGUGUGGACCUCACCGGCAUCCAGAUGCAAUGCCACCGGCUUUUCGAAGAUGGCGGAGGGGGU